Symbiodinium necroappetens is the source of this 753-nucleotide messenger RNA. The record is from the annotation of a GenBank genome assembly. Lineage: Eukaryota; Dinophyceae; Suessiales; Symbiodiniaceae.
GCGCGGCAGCUCGGAGACAAAGCCGCUUCCUUGCAAAGCCAGCCGGAGAAGGACCUUGGCGAGGCUUUGAAGGAAGACAACCUGGUUUGGCGAUCAGAGCUGAGGGGCGACUCGCAGAGACCUCAGACCUGCACGGCACCGAAGAUGUGCCCUCACAGUCUGUUUGUUGGGGAGGUGUUGCGAGGAGUUCUGUCUACCGCAACAUUGCAGGAUCCUGCCUGCGACGGGGUGGAGGCAGUUCAUGUGAAAGUUGAGAGCGACAAGGUGAGCCUGGAGUGCGAGGGGAUCAACCUCUUCGGCCUGUUGUGCUUGCCUCCCACACUUGUAGGACACAGCCAGAUCUACACCAACAACAUCAGGCACGUCCUGGAGACUUUUGGGGUUGAAGCUGCACGUGCAUCGGUCGUCCGAGAAGUUCGCGGUGUCUUUGGCCACUACGGGAUUCAGGUGGAUCACCGCCACCUUUCGCUGAUUGCAGACUACAUGGCCCAAGCGGGUGGCUUGCGGCCGUUCAAUCGCAUGGGGAUGGUACAUUGUACAUCGCCACUACUGCAGAUGUCCUACGAGACGACCAUGCAGUUCCUGUCUGGCGCGUGCAAGGAAGAUCUCCUGGACAAUAUGAUCUCGCCUGCAAGCGCUAUCGUGCUUGGGCAGCCUCCUGCUGUCGGCACUGGCGUGGUGAAUCUGCUGGUGGAUCUGGAUCCGCCAGAUCCACCAUGGAAGAAGCAGAGACGCUUCAAGUUCCCCAUGUGA